Molecule: messenger RNA, 1104 nt
Organism: Nematostella vectensis (starlet sea anemone)
Lineage: Eukaryota; Metazoa; Cnidaria; Anthozoa; Actiniaria; Edwardsiidae
Product: copper chaperone for superoxide dismutase
Exons: 10
Coding region: 150-947 (265 amino acids)
Biological process (GO): removal of superoxide radicals
Molecular function (GO): copper ion binding
Source: RefSeq, a predicted model, not a curated record
AGGAAAGGAGCAACUUGUGAUUUUGAACUUGACACCCACGGCUAAACUUUUUCGAAGCAUAAGUUACGCUAUAAUUUCCUCGUUAUUAUCGUUUGUCCGUGUUUCAAUGUGACAUUGCUUAUUACUUGUUAAAUCUCUUGGUUUUCAAGAUGGCAUCGAUGAGUGAAGUGCCAACGGAAACACGGAUGGAAUUCGCUGUGGAAAUGACGUGUGAAAAAUGUGUAAAUAAAGUUAAGCAAGUCCUUGAUGGGGUGCAAGGGGUCUCAUCAUACAGUGUAGAUCUUGGAGAGCAAUGUGUCAUUGUGGACACAGUAUUACCAUCUGGACAGGUCCAGGAAAUGCUGGAAAAGACAGAGCUUAAAACCAUUCUUCGCGGCCAUGGGGCUGGCAGAGCUGGAAAGACAGCUCAGCAUUUAGGGGCUGCUGUUGCGAUGAUUGAUUGUGAAAAGGUCCAAGGACUGACCAGAUUUGUGCAGGUUUCAGGAGAUAAUUGUAUUAUAGAUGGCACUAUCGAUGGGUUGACUCCUGGUAACCAUGGUUUCCACAUUCAUGAGUUUGGUGACUUUUCUAAUGGCUGCACAAGCACUGGUGCACAUUUCAACCCAACUAACAAUCAACAUGGUGCUAGAGAAGAUGAAGAAAGGCAUGUUGGUGAUCUUGGAAAUAUAAUUGCAAACCAGAAUGGUCGAGCGACAUUCCGUUUUGAAGACAAAACAGUCAAGGUAUGGGAUAUAAUUGGCCGUGCCAUCGUAGUGCAUGCUGACGAGGAUGACCUGGGGAGGGGAGGGCAUGAGCUAUCCAAGUCAACUGGCAACUCUGGCGCAAGGGUGGGGUGUGGCAUAAUUGCAAGAUCAGCCGGUCUGUUCCAAAAUACUAAAAAGUACUGUGCUUGUGAUGGACGCACACUCUGGGAGGAUAAACCACUAAAAGCUUCCUCUCAGCUUUAGACAGUCACACAAGAUUAGCAGCAUUGAAGUUGGUGGACUCACUCUUUAAGUGAUUUGUGAUCAUCUGACAGUUUCUGCCCCUCAAACAUUAGCCAGAAUGUUCUCCAGACAUACUUCCUGAAACACAAGCAAUAAAUUGCUGUUAUUUUCAACAGUU